UACUGUAGUAAGUGUAAAGUCGAGGUCUAUAUGAUAGCAUUUUUUUCUUUUCUUCUGGUUGCUAAAUUAAAAAAAAAAAAUCUGACUAAAUAUAAGCGACUGUAGAGAUCGAGGAGAUCUAAUAUAAUUGUAAUUUGUACAAUUUUAAACUUAACAUCACAAACUGGCCCUUUAAAACAAAAGUGAAAGUGCUGUAGUACUUGAGGCAGAGUUCAGGUGACUACUGUUCCUAUCUCGUCCAUUUGUAAUUGUAAUUUGCCACUGCAGUAGCCCGUGCUAAACUGGAUGUUCCCUGAUGAUGUACUCCACUACUGCACAUUGACCAGCAAGGAUUUUUACGGAUGAGCACUGGCAGCCCACGUGUGAGGUAAUCCCCUACCAGACAUUUCACACGUCCCAGCACUGCUUGGGUUUCACACCCAGUUAGCGAAAAGUGACUGGCAACUCUAAGCUUUACUUUCAUUUCCACAGUAUAUUUCUAAAUUGCAAGAAUAGGCUAUUGAACUAUGACUGCAAUGGGGAAAAUAUUAAUCCUCCAAGUGCUGAAAAUGUCAGUGUGGUUCCAGCUUUUGCUUAUUUGCAAAGCACAUCAGGAUCCCAUAGCAACCAAUGGGGAUCUAUUUCCCUGGAACAAGGUGAGACUUCCUGGUAAGAUCGUACCAGUUCACUAUGACCUCCGAAUCCACCCCAAUCUGACCAGUCUGAACUUCACUGGGACUGUGAAGAUUGAGGUGCUGGUCAAAGAGGAAACCAGGUUCGUCAUCCUGCACAGCAAAGACUUAGAAAUCACCAGAGCAACCAUCAUCCCAGAAGAAGACCUGAAAACUGAGAGUCUAGGAAAGAAUGUCAGUGUUCUGGAGUACCCAUCUCAUGAGCAAAUUGCAUUGCAAGCUGCUGAGCCAUUAGCAGCUCACAGAAAGUACCACCUCUACAUUGAAUUCCGUGCCAGUCUAGCGGAAGGCUUUGAUGGCUUCUACAAAAGCACAUAUCGGACAGUAGAUGGUGAAAAAAGGAUACUGGCGACCACAGAUUUUGAGCCUACAGCAGCCCGCAUGGCAUUCCCCUGCUUUGAUGAACCAUCUUUUAAAGCCACGUUCUCAAUUAAAAUAUCCAGAGAAAGACAGCACCUUGCACUGUCUAACAUGCCCAAGAUAAUGACCCUUGAGCUUGAAGGGGGGCUGUUGGAAGACCACUUUGAUAAGAGCGUCAAGAUGAGCACCUACUUAGUAGCGUAUAUAGUUUGUGACUUCAGGGCUGUGAGUGCUGUCACCUCUUCAGGUAUUAAGGUCUCAGUUUAUGCUGUUCCGGAGAAGUGGAAUCAAACCCACUAUGCUCUUGAAGUAGCAGUAAAAAUGCUGGAGUUCUAUGAGAAUUAUUUUAAUAUAAGCUAUCCUCUGCCUAAACAGGACCUUGUUGCUAUCCCAGAUUUCCAGUCAGGUGCCAUGGAAAACUGGGGCCUGAUUACCUACAGAGAGACGUCUCUGCUUUAUGACCCUCAGACAUCCUGUGAUGCAGAUAAACUAUGGAUUACCAAGGUCAUAGGGCAUGAACUGGCUCACCAGUGGUUCGGUAACUUGGUUACAAUGGAGUGGUGGAAUGACAUCUGGCUGAAUGAAGGCUUUGCCAGGUACAUGGAGCGUGUGUCUGUCAACAGCACCUAUCCAGACAUUCAGAUUGAUGACUACUUUUUAAACGUGUGCUUUGGAGCCAUGGCAAGAGAUUCCCUAAACUCAUCUCAUCCGAUCACCAACCCAUCAGAAACCCCAACUGAAAUCAUGGAAAUGUUUGAUGCAGUCUCUUAUGACAAGGGAGCAUGUGUGCUCAACAUGCUGAAAGACUUCCUUACAGAAGAUGUCUUCCAGAGUGGAGUUAUCCGUUACCUGCGCAGGUACAGCUACAAGAAUGCAAAGAGUGACGACUUAUGGGACACCAUGGCAAAUAUUUGUUCAGAAGAAGACUUCACUGGAGGAUUCUGCUACACACGCUCACAAGCACAGACACAUGCUUACCACCAUGCAAACAUGCAUUUAAAAGAGAUGAUGGACACUUGGACCCUGCAGAUGGGGAUUCCUCUCAUUGUUGUGGAGCGCAGUGGCAAGCAGGUCCGAAUCCAUCAGGAGCGUUUCCUGAAAGGAGUACUGCAGGAAGACCCUGAAUGGGCUGUGCUGCAGUCUGGGUACCUGUGGCAUGUUCCUCUCACCUACUUUACCAGCGGAUCUGGAAGUGUUGGAAAACACUUACUGAGAACAAAAUCAGAUACCAUUGAGCUGGAGGAAGAGGUGAGCUGGGUGAAGUUCAAUGCUGAUAUGAAUGGAUAUUAUGUUGUACACUAUGAGGGAGAUGGAUGGGACUCGCUGAUUCACUUACUGGAGCGGAACCACACUGCUCUGAGCCACAAGGACAGAACCAACCUCAUCCACAAUGCAUUUCAGCUGGUCAGUGUUGGGAGGCUUUCACUGGACCGGGCCCUUGACCUGACCUCAUAUCUGAGACGGGAGUCAGAGAACAUCCCGCUGCUGCAGGGUGUGGGCUACCUAGAGGUGCUGUACCGAAUGAUGGAGAGGAGGGGCAUUUCAGAUGUGGCAGAAGGUCUAAAGAGAUACAUCCUGCAGUACUUUAAAAGUGUGAUUGACAAGCAGACCUGGAGUGAUGGAGGCUCAGUGUCAGAGAAGAGACUUCGAACUGAACUCCUGGGGCUGGCCUGUGUCCUGGGCUACCCUCCCUGCAUUGAAAAGGCAAACCAGCUCUUCGCAAGUUGGGUGAACUCAAACGGCAGUGUCAGCCUGCCUACUGAUGUCUUGAGGACAGUGUACCUUAUUGGAGCCCAGACUUCAGAGGGGUGGAACAAGCUCCUGGAGUACUACAGGGUCUCGCAGUCUGCCGCUGAGAAAAAUAAGAUUCUGUCUGCACUGACUCAGAGCAGAGAUACCGACAAACUUACAAAGCUAAUUGAACUCAACAUGGAAGGAGAGGUGAUUAAAACACAGGACCUUGCAGCUGUCAUUGCAGCCAUCAGCAGAAACCCAGCUGGCCAGGAUCUGGCCUGGAACUUUGUGAGGAAUAACUGGAGCAAACUAUUACAAAAGUUCCACUUGGGGUCCUCUUCUAUAAGAGCCCUCAUAUCUGGCACAACUUCACAUUUUUCUUCAAAGGAAGAGCUUGAAGAGGUCAAGGUGUUUUUCGAUUCAAUCGAAGGACAGGGGCAAGAACUGAGGAUUACUCAGGUUGUCCUAGAAGUGAUUCAGAAGAAUAUCAGGUGGCUGGAGAGAAAUCUGCAUGUGUUGAGAAAGUGGCUUGUGGACCAUGUUCAGAGAAGCUAGAACUUAUGGAGGUUAGAGCUCUUGGAUUUGUCUCAAAUUGAUCUGGAUCUACUUUAAUUGAACCUGGUUCAGACCCAAUGAUAAUGAAAGGAAUCUAGCAAGAAGCUACUCAACAAUAAUGCUACGCUUCAUCUUGCAAGCACGUUGUUUCUUGCUAUAUACGGUACUGUUGUAACUAUUUUAUACUUGGACUAUACUGUUUGUGACAAAUAUAAACUCAGACAUUCAACAUUGUGUUAAAUUGAAUUGUUUAUUUUAACAGUCAUGCAUGUACAGUACAUGCUUACAGAUAUGCAUGCAGUUUUAUUUCUGGUUUAGUUAGUAACAGAAAAACUUAAAUCACUAUUUUUUGUGAAUAAAAUACAGUUGAUUGAC
This is a messenger RNA of Polyodon spathula (Mississippi paddlefish), 3695 nucleotides long. Its product is annotated as endoplasmic reticulum aminopeptidase 2-like. Gene Ontology annotation, cellular component: cytoplasm. The transcript has 19 exons. Lineage: Eukaryota; Metazoa; Chordata; Actinopteri; Acipenseriformes; Polyodontidae. The record is from RefSeq and is a predicted model, not a curated record. The coding region runs from base 507 to 3320 and encodes 937 amino acids. Gene Ontology annotation, biological process: peptide catabolic process; proteolysis. Gene Ontology annotation, molecular function: peptide binding; zinc ion binding; metalloaminopeptidase activity.